CCUAUUUUCAAAACCACAAACUAAAACCAUAAGUUUUGAUAUGUAUGUGACUCGAUCUCUUUCUCAUUACAAGAGCUCUCCGGAAGCUCUUUAUCAGCCUCCCGAGGGUCCAAACUCGGGUUGCUUGGUAAUCCAAGAUGAAGAGUCUGAAACUUACUCAUGCUUUGGGCUCUACAAGAAUAGGUAUCUUGCAGGGUUACCCUUUCCUCAGAACAAAAGAUUGACCACACGUUACGCUUCAGGGAAUGGUGAACAUCGACGUGUUUAUUACAAUGAAGUUGUCUUUAUUCCUGUCCUUAAUCAACCAUUGUCUUCAAACCGUUACUAUGCAAUAAAGCCACGUGGAUCGCAUAAAGGGGAAGCUUUUGCAUGCUCCAAGGAGGAAGACAUGACGCCAUGUUGUUUCUGUAAUUGUGUUAGUGAUGUAAAACCAAGGCCAUUGGAGCCAAAUGAUGUGUACCAACAGUUUGAGAUCGUUCCUUACAAAGCAUCUUGUAGAGGUGAUGGAAGCUUUAAUGCCAAAUCUGUCGCUGAAGAUGGAUACCCUCCACAUUUCUUAAGGAGAAAAGGUUGGGAAAUCUACACUAAAACUCCUAAAAAUUAUGAGUUACGUGAAGCAAAUGGACUCAAUGAUUCCCUUCGUUCACGCCUCCCUGAAUUUAGUUUCCCACCCUCCACCAAAACUUCCAAUUCAGUGGUCGUUGGCAAGUGGUAUUGUCCUUUUAUGUUCAUAAAAGAAGGAAGAUUGAACGAACAGGUGAAAAUGUCUAUCUUUUAUGAAAUGACAUUGGAACAAAAAUGGGAACGAGUUUUCGAACAGGAAAACGAGCAUAAUGACAAAGGAAAUGAUGUGUUUUUGAAAGCUUCAUUUCAAAAUGAAGCGGUUUUCAUUGGUGAGAGUCAGCAGGAGGCUAUAUGGGAUGAGAAAGACAUGGUAGAUGGAACCUUAUGGUUUUUCUGUCGAGGGGGUGAUAAUGAAAAAGAAGAAAGUGUAGGGUUGAGAAGAGAAAUUGUUGAAAGAAUGAGGUGGGAAGAAGAAAAAGUUGGAUGGGUUGAUGGUGGAGAGAACAGGAUACAUAUGGUUACGAGAGAAGAGAAGUUUGAAGGAAGUGGUGGAUGGAAGAGAUUUGGUUGUUAUGUUUUGGUUGAAAGAUUUGUGCUCAAAAGAAUGGAUGGAACUUUAGUAAUGGCAUAUGAUUUCCGUCAUAUCCAUCAAAUUAAAACCAUAUUUGAAUAAGAUUUAUAUGUUUUUUUGUAUAAGAAUGAGACGAUAAUAUGUUAAUAUCCUGUAAUUUUAUAAGUAUGUACAUUAUAUGUCAGACGGUGUUUGUUUUUC
Molecule: messenger RNA, 1336 nt
Organism: Lactuca virosa
Lineage: Eukaryota; Viridiplantae; Streptophyta; Magnoliopsida; Asterales; Asteraceae
Source: the annotation of a GenBank genome assembly